AUGAAUAGUCAAAACACAGUAGCACCAACAACUACAAUAUUAAAUCCAGAAACUCAAAGCCUGUAACAACCCCAAGGUUCUAAGACUUUGUGGAUUGGAGAUAUUGAACCUUGGAUGGAUGAAAGCUACACCUCUAAUUUAUUCAAUGGAAUUGCCUUAGUAGUAAGUGUAAAACUCAUUAGAGAUAAAAACAAAGGAACUCCAGUUGGUUAUGGAUUUGUAGAGUUUGCCAGUCAUGAUAUAGCAAAAUAAGUUUUCCAAAACUUAAAUGGUUCACCAAUCCCUGGAACUACAAAAAUCUUCAAACUCAACUGGGCUUCUCACUAAGCAAAUGGCGUAGGCAAAAAUCAUCAAAUGAACAAUCAUUGCAAUAAUCAUAGUUCAAAUUAAAAUGGUUUUGGCAAUUAAUAGCAAGCUGAUCACCAGAUAUAUGUGGGAGAUCUUGAUGCUAAUGUAAAUGAUCAGAUGCUUAUGGUCGCAUUCUAAAAGAGAUAUCCAUCAGUAACUCAAGCCAAGAUUAUCGUAGACCCUCAAACUAAAGUCUCUAAGGGAUAUGGCUUUGUCAAGUUUAUUUCUUAGGAGGAAUAAUAGAAAGCCCUCACUGAAAUGCAGGGGAAGUAUUUACUUUCAAAGCCUAUGAAAAUCAAUCAUGCUUCUUAAAAGAAGGAUACAUAAUUGCCUCAAAAUGGAAAUCCGCAAAUGAAAAAUAUGGUUGCUCCAAUACAAAGCUAAAUGCCACCCUAGCCUUUUUCUCAGCCAGGAUUUUAUAAUCCCCUAUUGCAACCUCAAAUCUUUGAAUAGUUUCCAGAUCCAUAAAUGAAUAUGUAUCCUCCUCCUUAUAUUAAUCAGCCAUUUUAAAAUUUCAUGCAGCCAAUGUAACAAAAUCAAGGUUAUUAUUAGCCUGCACCACUUAAUUUAUCACAAUCAGGAAUUAACUACUUCCCUCCUUACUAAUAACCCUAGAAUUGGCAAUAUGAUCCAUUAUAAAUGGAACCUACCAAGUCUGAUAAGAUUUAGUAAUACACUUAACUAAUAAAUCAAUUAUUCAGCAAAGAUAAAAGUUCAAGUUUGGUAGAACAGAUAAAGGCUUUAAGUCCUUAGGACUAGAGUGCACUGAAUUAAAUAGUUUCAGACCCUGAAUUCUAGAUUCUCCUUUAGUAAAGAUAGUAAUUUCAACAAUCAUAAUAAUUGAGUCAGUAAGAUUAGCUUGAGUCAAGUAAAAGUGAGAAUAGUGAUAAUGUUAAUAACUUAUCUAUCAAGUAAGAGUCUUCAAAGCAAUAGCAAAAUAAAACAGGCAGUAGUUCCUCAAGCUAGAAUUCUUAGAUCUCGAAUUAAACAUCUAAGCAUCCAAAAAGCUAGAUAAUUAAUGAUCCAAGAUACAAUUUGAACUAGGUAUAAAUGCAGAAAUAGAAUAAAGAGACUUCUAGAAGUCAGCUAAACAAGAAAAGAACUUACCAAGAGUUGAGCAAGGAUGAAGUAGAUAUUUUAGGUAGUGAAUUUAUUAAGGAAAAAAUGUAGAAAACAGAACUAGCUUAUCUUUAUUGA
Molecule: messenger RNA, 1545 nt
Organism: Stylonychia lemnae
Lineage: Eukaryota; Ciliophora; Spirotrichea; Sporadotrichida; Oxytrichidae
Source: the annotation of a GenBank genome assembly